AUGGCCGCCAGCAAGGAGCCGGCGCGGGGGGCAUGUCCCGCAGGCUCGCAGCCGCGCGCGUCCCACUGCAGCGCCCGGCGGCCGCCGCCGCCGCCUCCGCCGCCGCCGCCGCCGCCUCCAAGUUGUAAGCGGCGGCGGCAGCAGCAGCGGGGAGGCGGGGGGCGGGGAGGCUGGGGGGGCCCCCCUCCGCCGGGGCCGCCACCGCGAGGCGGCUGGCGGGGCAGGCGCGGCGCGGGCCCGGGCUCGGGGGAGCGGGCGGACAGGCAGAGCAGGCUGCUCGAGCGCCGGGGCCAGGCGUCCGGCAGCCCCGACACCCUGCGCCAGACCCGGCCGAGGCAGCCCGCCCCGCGGCGCAGGGCCAUGCACGGCGGCCCCGCUGGGCACCGCGCGGCCUCCGCAGCCCGCCCCCCGCUCCCGCCGGGAAAGCAGGGGCGGGAGCGGGAGGACGAGGAAAAGUUUGCGAAGUGGCGGCGUCUCCCGCGUCCCCAGCAAGCGGGGAGGGGGGGUGAGCAGGUGCCGCGGGCGGGGCGGCGCGAGGCCCCAAGGCCUGAGAGCCCCGCGCCCACUUGGGCGCGCGGGGACGCGGCUGGGUCCCCGCCUGGCGUCGGCCGGCCCACGAAGUUUGCUCGGCUCGGUCCCCGAGGCGCGGGAGCGGGGCGCGGCCCCGGGGCUGCAGGGCCGCGGUGGAGCAGCCUCGGGGACCGCCGGGGGACCGCGCGGCGGCGGUCGGCCAGCCCGCUCCUCCCGGGGUGGCGGGUGCGGCGGCGGCGGCGGCGGGAGCGGUUCCGCGGGGCUCGCGGAGCUGCGGGGUGGGCGCGGGCGCAUGAGCCGCGCGGGGGUCGGGGCCCUCCGGCGUCCGGGGAGGCGGCCGCGGCGCUGGUCUGCCAGGGGCGCUGCGUGCGUGCGCGCCGGCGGGAGCCCGAGUGUGUGCGCCCUCGCGGGCGCGCCCCCUCCCGCCUGGUCCCCAGCCAGCUGGCGAGGCGGCCGCCGCUGCUCCCGCCGCAGACUGAGCGCGGCGCAGGGCGCAGGGCGCGCGCGGAGGGAGCCGAGCAGGGGAGGCUGGCGCGGUUGGGGAGGGGGCGGAGGCCGGCGGGGGCCCUGGGGUCGUCCGAGAGCGGGGGUGGGGAGCGGAGGCCCCGGCAGGUUUCCGCAGCGGAUGGGAGGAUAAACGAGGCCGCUUGGGUCCUCCGGGACCAGAUCCCCGAGAGCGGGCGCGGCCACGCAGGGCGGAGAGUUUGA
This is a messenger RNA of Manis javanica (Malayan pangolin), 1239 nucleotides long. NCBI's taxonomy places the organism in Eukaryota, Metazoa, Chordata, Mammalia, Pholidota, Manidae. The record is from RefSeq and is a predicted model, not a curated record.